CCAUUUCGGUGACUCAUCGGCGGAAAGCGGUGCAAGGGAUCGCAAAAAAACUCAUCAGAAGAAAAAAAAAAAAACGAACUGUUCCGAAGCUGGGAGUGAGCGAGAGACAGAGAGAGAGGUGUUACAACAAAGCGCGAUAUUAAAGUUACAGAUAUUCCCCCUUGGAUCAUGUACCAGGAUUACUCCGGGAACUACGAUACGUCCUCCCGAGGCAGCAGCGCGUCUCCGGCCCAGCCUGAGUCCUUCACCAGCGGCGACUGUACCAUCGGCAGCCCCAUCUCUUCCUCCAGCUACCAGAAGUACCGUCUUGACAUGCCAGGCUCCAGCAGUGCCUUCAUCCCCACCAUCAAUGCUAUCACCACCAGUCAGGACCUGCAGUGGAUGGUCCAGCCCACAGUCAUCACAUCCAUGACCAGCCCAUAUGCCCGCUCUCACCCCUACACAGUGCCGGGCACCAGCCACCCCGGCCCCACUGCCCACAAUGCCCUCGCCAGGCCGGGAGUCAUCCAUUCCAUUGGGGACACGAGGAGCCGCCGCAAGAGAGACGAGCAGCUGACCCCAGAGGAGGAGGAGAAGAGGAGGAUCCGACGGGAACGGAACAAGCUGGCUGCCGCUAAGUGUCGCAACAGACGCAGGGAGCUGACUGAGCAGCUCCAGGAUGAGACAGAGAUGCUGGAGGAGGAGAAGGCAGGUCUGCAGAAGGAGAUCGAGAACCUACAGAAGGAGAAGGACAAGCUUGAGUUCAUGCUAGUGGCGCAUAACCCUGCGUGCAAGCUGCCUCCUGACCAGCGCCACUCCCAGACGCAGCAGUCAGCCCCCCUCUCCCUGGCAGUGCGGUCCCGACAGGGAUCCCUAAUCCCGGUGGUGGUGAAGCAGGAGCCCCUGGAUGAGUCAGACGAGCUGGCCAGACCCUCGCUGGACCACUCGCAGCGCUCUGUCAUCAAACCCAUCGGCCUGGGAGGAGGGAUGGGCUUGUACUUCUCUGAGGCAGACAGCCUCAACACUCCUGUCGUGGUGACAUCGACCCCCGCGACCACCCCUAACGCAUCCAGCCUCAUCUUCACCUACCCCAGCAUGUUGGAGCAAGAGAGCCCCUCCUCGCCUUCCGAGUCCUGCUCCAAGGCCCAUCGCCAGAGCGGCAGCAGUGGAGAUCAGUCAUCAGACUCCUUGAACUCCCCCACCUUGCUCGCACUCUAAAACUGGCCACUCAGGGGUGGCAAAGACAGAAGAUGAGCGGAGGAAGAAGUGAUGGGAAUAUGAUGUUGCUUUGAACUGUUUCUCCCAGUCUAGAUCAAUAUGGAAAAUGCUGUCUAUAAAUAAUGACAUGAAUGGUUUAAAUAAGUUAAUGUUAUUGGCAUAGUCUCCCCAAAGCAAUCCUGGACAUCCAGACUUUUUUUCAGAGACUUUUUAAGGGCUAUUGAUAUGUUUUUUUUCCUUCUUCAAAAAAAGCUGAAAGCUGCUAUAACAGGGGCUGCUCUUUAUGUUCAGUAAAAGGGUUGAACCAGACGAUUUCAUUAGCCCAGUCUCUGUUAAAGGGGUUUGCUAAACACAUAAACUGCGUCAAUGCAAGACUGGAAGGUUGCUCAUAGUGUUUGUAAAUUUAAGUUUAAGUACUACUAUAUACAUUUUGUAUGCUUUAGAGAACUUUGCAAUAAUGUUUUUUGUACUACUCGCUGCAUUCUUAUUGUUGAGGGCAGAAAAUAAUGAAAUAGAUGAAUAAAUACAAUACAAAAAAGAAAGAAACACCCCUACUAAGUGUUUUAUUGCAAUGAUUCUUAUGAAAAUGCACUUACUUUUAUUCUUUUCAAAGUUUCAAAUUAUAAGUUAUAUAUCUCAAGUUUUAUACGCAACAUAAUUGAAGACAUUCGUCCUGUUUUAGGACGUUUGAGACCCAAAGGAUUUGAAGCUUGGGGUUUAAGUUGCUGGAAUACAAACUCUCCUGAAAGAUCUUGACUGAGUUUCAAACAUAGCAGUUGGCUGGAAUAUUUAUUUUCCAUGAUCACAUCAGCAGGUACACUGUACUGAAAAUCUGCCUGAGCAUUUGGAGACUCUCAUCUUGCUGCUGAUUCUCACUGAAGGAGGCUGUGGACUAUAAUAUCAGAUUGUUUCCUAAAUCGCAUUCCUUUUGCUGUAUUGACUUGUGUGAUUCUUAUAACUGCAGAGACACCUUUAGUUCUGCAGAUCUGA
Polyodon spathula (Mississippi paddlefish) is the source of this 2187-nucleotide messenger RNA. RefSeq names its product fos-related antigen 2-like. Gene Ontology annotation, cellular component: nucleus. Lineage: Eukaryota; Metazoa; Chordata; Actinopteri; Acipenseriformes; Polyodontidae. Gene Ontology annotation, molecular function: DNA-binding transcription factor activity, RNA polymerase II-specific; RNA polymerase II cis-regulatory region sequence-specific DNA binding. Bases 169 to 1197 code for a protein of 342 amino acids. The transcript has 5 exons. Gene Ontology annotation, biological process: regulation of transcription by RNA polymerase II. The record is from RefSeq and is a predicted model, not a curated record.